AUGCGAUUAGCCACACGAGGUCUUCUCAGACGGCCUACUACUCUUCUUCUCUGCGCGCCUCGGUUUCGAGAAAGUGCUUGUGCCAAAGACCACGUUCUCUCCAAAUCCACCCGAGGAUUCUUCGGGGGUCGGCCUUGGGAUGGCACCUGUAGACGGCAUUACUCAGCCUCUCCCACCCCUGGGAUCAAUCUCCCUGCCCGAGAGCAAGAGUUAGAGUCUGGUGCUCACGCUCCCUGUGGAAACGAUCCGCGAGGCAGAGAAUGGGACUCCUUGCUUGACGAGGCAUUCAUUUACGGCAUUCGCACUAAAGAACAACUAUGCUUCGAAGCGGAUAUUGGCCAUCAGCGAGAGGUUGGAUCCCGCUUGAUUGACAAGCCAACGCACCGUCAGAAUAUAGAGUUAUGGCAUCUCUUGACCCGAGUGCAAGCUCUCAUGAAUGGGCACGAAGGCAUCAAAGCCGUUUGGCGUGGAGCAAUCUAUCGCGGAGACUCUCUUCGCUUCGACAAUAAGGAUCCUUUCGUGAAUGCUUUGUGGUUCACAUUUCUUUCGGCUGGGACCAAUGAUUACCUUUUUCUCGCCCAAAUGUGCAAAAUUGCUCUCAGAUACAAGGCGGACAGGCCGGCUUUCUUUUCCGAGGUUGUGGAUGCGAGUCUAGAAGGUGAACAACCAGAAAAUGCCUCGAAGAUCGCAAGGUGGUUACUGGAGCCUCAGUAUCGCCUUUAUCGGGGCCGACAAGAUCUCUUAAGCGCAUUUUCGGCAGCUUGCCGUUCAAAAACAUCAGCUCUUCGCGAGUUUUGCAAAAUCUACGAUCUAGUCCCAAAUGCGCAUAUCUAUGACGAUAUUAUCGCUGAACUUUGGGAAUCUAGUCGUGCUUCUGAUGCUUUCGAGGUACAUGCCUAUUUGAUAUCAAAACGAGAUCUACCCUCUGAUUUCGAGGUCCUCGUACCGUUCAUCAGGCACCUGGCGGCUCACGAUAAACAGCUCGGCAGCUUCCUGGGACCACUUAGUGCGGCCGGUGCUUCGUUUGAAGCACAGGCGCGCCGAGAAUGGUCGCGAGCAAGAAGGAAGGUGAUAGGCUUCUCUCCUGGCAGCAUGGAUGUCGUGUCUAGCAAUACCUUAGGCACUGCGCCCAAGAAGUUGAGCGACGAAUUUAUAGCUCGAGCUUUCGCUACCCGAGCAUUUUCCUUUGAUUUUGCGGUCAAUAGUCUAAGGCUUAUUGGCUUAAUCGAAGUUGGACCCCUCGCCGUCCGAGAAAUAGCGAGCACGGCACCAGACAACGCUAGAUUGCAGGCUAGGUUUGAGAAGUUGAAGGAACUUGAAAUCGAUACCGGAUCGUCCUCAUUUGUACAGAUCAUCAAAAAAUUGUGCUACUCGGGACAAUGGGAAAUGAUCCAAAACAUCCUCAACACAGACAUGCAUCAUGAAGUCUUCGAGGACUUGGAGUUGCAGAAGCAACUCUUGGUAGAGUACUGUCGAAUCAAGGAUUGGAAGCAGAUCAAUCGCACUUUGACAAUACUUUGUCACGGAGAAUUCAAUGAAGAAGCCAAACUGCGAUCUGCAGUGCUAAUGGUCAAAUCGAUGCUGCAGAUUGGUGACUGGCCUGCGGCUGCCUCCCUCUUGAGGAACCUCCCAAAGGGUCGCAAGGACAUUACUGCGGCGCUUCCAUCAGACGUCACUGAGAUGUUACGAGCCAAAAAUAUGGCCGAACUUCUUCGUUCCACAGGGGUGGAUCAGACCGCCUUUGUGACGGGGUUGCUUCAAGAUCUGCUGGUUUCUGGUUUCUCCUUUCCAGUGAAGUACUGGCGAGUUUCUUUAAGGGCUUUGGGUCAGACAGGCCGUCUCCGAGAACUCGAGGCUCUCAUAUACUGGCUAGCAGAAGUCUACAGAGCAAAUGGCCUGUACGAACAGGAACAUAACACCACCCUACCCCAACGCAACUCCGAUUUGGAUGAGUUAUUCAACGAAACAUUCCAAAUGGCUUUGGUAAGAUGGUGCUUCAAGCCUCGCAGAGGGAUGCGCAAGGUAUCGCCUGAGCAAUGUCUACGCUGGACUCGCAUUCUGAAAAGGCUCCGCGACAACUAUGGUGUGCAGAUUCGGGAGCAUCGUAUUCGUUGGGCCUACAUAUACAGUCUCCGCUGGAUAUUUGGUCCUGGCAUGUUGUCGAAACCACAAGGAUGGAUGCGACGGUACCGCACAAUUGCUCUCAAGCGCUACUGGAAUAUGUACGACAAGAUGUGGGACAUGAAACCGGCUAGAAUCAUUGACGCAUAUGACCGAGUUGAGGUCGUCCUUCGAGGCGGGAAGCCGAGGGCUAGCAGAGAUCGUGGCCAGCAACGGGGUUUACCUUUUCGAGAAGCCCCUGCCAAGGUAAUGCCGCAAGAUGUUGUUCAGUACAUGGAUAUUUUCCAUCCAUCUUGGGACGAUUAUAGAAAGUGA
Molecule: messenger RNA, 2436 nt
Organism: Exophiala spinifera
Lineage: Eukaryota; Fungi; Ascomycota; Eurotiomycetes; Chaetothyriales; Herpotrichiellaceae
Exons: 1
Coding region: 1-2436 (811 amino acids)
Source: RefSeq, a predicted model, not a curated record